AUGGGUCGCAUUCAGGAUGUGGGUUUGGUGACUGCAGGACUGGUGAUCUGGGCUGGUACCUGCUACUACAUUUACAGAUUAACCAAAGGAAGAUCCCAGAGAGUGAGGAAAUUUGCCAGAAAUGGGUCCAGAGUCAAGAUGGAGACUGUGGUUGGGGUACAGAACCAGACCUUUGCCAUGAGUGAAGCCAUGGCUGGGUCAGAGACUGAGACUAGACCCAUGGCCAAGACUGGAGCAGAAACUGGAGCAGAAGGUAGGGUUGGGGCUGAAGUAGAGACUACCACCACUGCUAAAGCCAGACCCAAAGCCAACUCUCAGGCCAAAACAAUGGUUGAGGCAGAGGCAGAGAACCAGUCUGAGGCCAAAAUAGUGGCCACAAUAGUGGGCAUGACAGAGGCAGUGACUCUUAAUGAGGCCCAGGUCAGAGCUGGGGAAGUGGCCAUGAAAGAGGCAGUGACCCAAACUGACUCUGAGGCUGGGAGAGUAGUCAGGAAGGAGGCUGUGACCCAAACUAAGGCUAAAGCUUUGGCACUGGUUGCCAGAGCAGAGACCAAGAGAGAAGUAAUGACCCAGAUGAAAGUGGAAGCUCGUUUACUGGCUGAAAAAGAAGUGAACAAAGUAAUGGUGACACAGAGUGAGACCUUGGGAGUGACCAGGGAAGCGGCCAAGAUGAGUGCCAUAAAUAAGACUGGAAUUAUGGCUCAGACCAAGGCAAGAGUCCUGGAAGAGACUGUGAGUGUGGCCAAAACUCAGUCUGAGGCCAGGCCUGGUAACAUAGUUGAUGCUAAGGGAAAUCCUAAUACCAUGUCCAGGGCAGAAGCUGGAGUGGACAUGAAGUCUUGUGAACCAUCUCAAACUGUGGCCAAGAUCCAGGUUGACAGCAUGCCUGGUGCUGGGGUUGAGGCCAAGGGCAAUCACAAAACCACGUCACAGGCAGAGUCUAGGGCAGACAUGAGGGCCUCUACCCAGCCUCAGAUUAUAGCCAAGACCCAGGGGUCUUUGCUAGGGACAAAGUUUGAUGCUGGGGGUAAAACCAAUGUUGUGUGUAAGGCAGGGACAGGGGCAGAUAUAAGAGUUUCUACACAACCUGAGACUGUGGCCAAGAAACAGGCUGAGGCGAUGUUUGGGGCCAGGGUUGAUCACAGAGGAAAUACCAAUGUCACAUCUAAGGCAAUGACUGGAGCUGACAUGAAGGUUGCUGCUCAACCUCAAGCUGUAGCCAGUACUCAGGCUGAAGCUAUGCCUGAUGCCAGAGUUAAAGGUAGAGGCAAUUCCAAUGCUAUAUCUAAAACAGGGGUCACGGCAAACUUGAGGGCCAAUUCCCAGGCUGAAGCCUUGCCUGAUGCCAGGGUUAAGACCAGAGACAAUCCCAAUGCCAUGUCUAAGAUGGGGGCUGGGACAGACACUGAGCUCUAUACACAGCCUCAGGCUAUGGCCAAUGUCCAGGUUGCUGUGUUGCCUGAUGGCAAGAUUAAGGCUAAAAGGAAUGUCAACACAAUGUUUAAGGAAGGGGGUGGGACAGACACAAAGGCACAAUCUCAGGCUUCAAAUAAGAGCCAGGUUGAGAUUUUACCUGGUACUAGAGGUAAGGCUAGGGGGAAAGCCAAAAGCAAGUGUAAAGCAGAGGUCGGGAUAGAAAUGAAAGCCUGUGAACAGCUUAAGGUUGGGGUCAAGACCCAAGCUGAUGUUUUACCUGAUUUCAGGGUUGAUGGCAGAGAUGAUCCUAAUGCCAUUUCUUGGUCAGAGACUAAGGCAGAACUGAGAGCCUAUGGUCAGCCUCAGACUAUGGCCAAUUCCCAGGGUGAAGCCUUGCCUGGUGUCAAGAAUAAGGUCAAGGGCAAGUCCAAUGCUGUGUCUAAGGCAGGGGCUGGGCCAAAUACAGUGGGCUCUGCCCAACUCCAGUCUGGGACCAAUUCCCAGGGUGAAGACUUGUCUGCUACUAAGAAUAAGGUCAAGGGUAAUCCCAGUGCUGUGUCUAAGGCAGAGGCUAAGGCAGAUGCAAUAGGUUCUGCCCAGCCCCUGGCUGUGGCCAAUUCCCAGGGUGAAGCCUUGCCUUAUACUAAGAACAAGGUCAGGGGCAAUCCCAAUGCUUUGUCUAAAGCAGGGACUGGACCAGAUAUAGUGGGUCAUGUCCAGUCUCAGAUUGUGGCCAAUUCCCAGGGUGAAGUCUUGCCUAACACUAAGAACAAGGUUAGGGGAAAUUCCAAUGCUGUAUCCAAGACAGGGGCUGGGCCAGAUAUAGUGGGAUCUGCCCAGCUCCAGGCUGUGGCCAAUGCCAAGGGUGAAGCCUUGUCUGGUCCUAAGAAUAAGGUCAGAGGCAAUCCUAGUGCUGUGUCUAAGACAGAGGCCAGGGCAGAUGCAAUGGGCUCUGCUCAGCUUCAAACAGAUAUAACCUGUUCUGCCCAGCCCCUGGCUGUGGCCAAUUCCCAGGGUGAAGCCUUGCUUGGUAACAAGAGUAAGGUUAGGGGCAAUACCAAUGCUUUGUCUAAAGCAGAGAAUGGAUCACAUAUAGUGGGUUCUGCCCAGCCGCAUAUUAUGGCUAAUUCCCAGGGUGAAGUUUUGCCUGGUACUAAGAACAAGGUCAAGGGCAAUCCCAGUGCUUUGUCUAAAGCAGGGACUGGGCCAGAUCCAGUGGGCUCUGACCAGCUCCAGACUGUGGCUGAUUCCCAGUAUGAGGCUUUGCCUGGUGUGAAGAACAAGGUCAGCAGUCAUCCCAAUGCCAUGUCUAAGGUAGGGGCCAGAGCAGAUACAACAAGCUUUGCCCAGCCUCAGGCUGAGUCUAAUUCCCAGGGUGAAGCCUUGUCUGGUGCCAGGAGUAAGGUCAAGGGCAAUCCCAAUGCUGUAUCUAAAGCAGAGGCCAGUGCAGAUAUAACAGGUUCUGCCUGGCCCCAGGUGGUGGCCAAUACCCAGAGUGAAGCCUUGUCUGGUAUUAAGAAUAAGGUCAGGGUCAAUUCCAAUGCUGUGUGUAAGGCAGAGGCCAGACCAGAUACAAUGGGCUCUGCCCAGCCUCAAACAGCUGUGGCCAGUUAUCAGGGUGAGGCCUUGCUUGGUGCCAAGAGUAAGGUCAGGGGAAAUACCAAUGCUGAGCCUAAGGUAGAGGCUUGGACACAUAGGAUGGGCUCUGGUCAGCCUCAGUCUGUGGCCCAUUCCCAGAAUAAGAUCUUGCCUGAGGCAAAGGACAAGGCUAUACUGAAGUCUGAGGUAGAAGCCACAGAAGAUGAAGGCUAUGCAAAACCUAAGACUGAAACCAUACUCAUUUCUGAGAGUGGCAGUGGGACAGGCACUCAGGCCUACAGAAAAACUCAGCCUAGGGUCCAUGACUAUUACUGGAAUGGGAUUGGUAUUGAGGAUUGGAUUGCUUCUGAGCGAUGGAUCAAAUUUAGGUUUCAGGCCAGGGAUGGAUACUGGGAGAAUAGCAUGUCCUGGGCUGAUGAUGAGAAUGAAACCAGUCUCGAGUCCUGGAGUGGGGCUAGUGAUAAGUCUGAUAUUAAGUCUUGGGCUGGGGCUAAGGCUGAGAAUGAAGUUGGUUUUCCUUCUUGGGCUGAAGCUGGGGACCAGGCUUGUGGGGGACUCUGGGUUGGGAGUCAGGCCAGUGAAGAGUCCUGGGCUGGGAGCAAGGCCAGUAGGGGAGAUUCUUUGUCAGAGGUUAGGGACAUGGCCAUUGGAGGGUCUUGGAUUGGAGCUCAGAACCAGGCCAGUGUGGGAUCUUGGGCUAGUACUGGGAACCAGGCUAUUGGUGAACCCUGGGCUAGAAGUCAGGCCAGUGCCGUGUCCUGGGCUGGGGAAGAUGCCAUUGGAGGGUCCUGGACUACAGCUGAGGAACAGGCCAGUGGAAGAUCUCAGGAUGGGGCUAGGAUCCAGGCUAAUGGAGGGUCUUGGGCUGAACCUAUAGCUGGGAAUGUGGCUAGCAUUGCGUACUGGGUUGGGGAUAUGGACCAGGCUAGUGAAAGGUACUGGAUUGGGAACAGUAAUCUGUCUGGUGGGUCCAAGCCUAGAUUUGAGGAUCAGGCCAGUGGAAAUGUAUCCUGGGUUGUGGCUGGUGGCCAGUCCAGUGGAGGGUCUAGGCUCGGGCCUGAGGAUCAGUCUGGUAGAAAGUACUGGGCUGACACUGCUGACCAAGCCAGUGGAGGGUCCAGGAUGAGGCCUGCCAGUGGAGGAUUCUUGGUUGGGACUGUGGACCAGGCCAGUGGGGAUUCCUGGGUUGGGACUGGUGAUGAGUCUGGCGGUGAGUCCAAACCUAGAUUUCAGGAUCUGGUAAAUGACGAAGAGUCUUUGGUUAGGGCUGUUGGCCAGGCUGGUAGAGGGCCCAGGUUGGGGCCUCAGGACCAGUCCAGUGGAAGGUCCUGGGCUGACUCUGGGGACCAAGCCAGUGGAGGGUUCCUGGUUGAGGCUGUGGACCAGGGCAAUGGAGGGUCCUGGGCUGUACUUGGUGAUCAGGCCGGUGGUGGGGCAAAGCCUAGAUUUGAAGAGGAGGCAAGUGGAAGAGGGUCUUGGGCUGACAAUGGGGGACAGGCUGGUGGAGGCUCUAGGCUAGGUCCCAGGGACAAGUCAAUUGGAGAUUCCUGGGCUGGCACUGGGGACCAGGCCAGUGAAGAAUCCAGGCCAGGGCCCAAAGAUCAGUCCAAUGGAUGGUUCUGUGCUUGCAGUGGGAGUCAGGCUAAUGCAAGAGGGUCCUGGGGUGGGGGUGGUGGCCAGCCUGUUGGAAGAUCUAGACUAGGGCCCAUGAACCCAUCCAGUGGUGGUUCCUGGGCUGAUACUGGGAGUCGGGUCAGUGGAGGGUCUUGGCCUGGGGCUGGAGAUCCAGCUAGUACCUGUCCCAAACCUGGAUUUGAGGAUCAGGCCAGUGGAGGAGGGUUCUGGUCUGGUGCUAAGGACCAGGUUGUUGGAGGGCCUAAUCCAGGGCAUGCAGACCAGUCUAGUGGUGGAUCCUGGGCUGGCACUAGGAGUCAAGCCAGUGGAAGGUCCUGGGCUGGGUCUGGGGAUCAGGCUGAUAGCUAUUCUGAACCUGGAUUUGAGGACCUGUUCAGUGGAGAAGUCUCCCAGGCUGGCACUGGGGAUCAGGCUAGUGGAAAAUCUUGGCCUGGGUUGAGGCCUGAUAAUGAGGCCAGUAGAGGAUGUAGGCUGGGGUCUGAGGACCAGGCAAGUGGAGGGUCCUGGACUAGGGCUGGUGACCAGACCAGUGGAAGACCGCAGGUUAGUGCUGAGAUGGAGGCCAAAGAAAGAUCCUGGUUUGGGACUAGAGGUGAGACUACUACAGGGUCCUGGGUCAGGAGAAGGGAAGAGGCUGGUAUUGUGUCAAAACUUGGAGGCAAAAAUGAGGCCAGUAUUGAAUCCAGAUCAGGGGCUAAAGAAGAGGCCAAUAUUGGGUCCUGGACCAGAUCUGAAGAGGCAGCCUGUGUGGAUUCCUGUGUGGGGGCUGAGGCUGGGGCUGGGACUGAGGCAGAGGCUAGGAAGGAGUCUUGGCUCUGGGAUGGAGAUGCAGCCACCACAGAGUCUAGGCUUGGGGGUGAGGAAGAGGCUUGCAUGGGAUCCUGGACUUUGUCUGAGGAGGUAGAUGAGGAUGAGCUAAGUAGAGCCUCUAGCCCUGAUAUUGAGGAGAUCAGUUUAAGGUCCUUGUUUUGGGCUGAUAGUGAGAAGAGUAAUGAGUUCAGAUCCAAGAGUGAAAGAGAUGUGUAUUUUGAGUGUGGAGCUGGAGAUAAGGCCAGUGCCAAGGAUAACCUUGAGGUUGUUGGUGGAACUGAUGUAAGGUCUUGGUUCUGGAAUAGUAAUGAGAACAGAAGUGAGGACAAAUCUGCACCUAAAACUAAAGCCAAAAAGUCAGCUGAGUCAAGAGGCACAUAUCCAUCCAUGGUCCCUGGGGCAGGAAUGGGGUCAUGGGCAGGAGCCAUGAUCUGGACGGAAAUGAAAUUUCCAUACCAAAGUGAGUCCUGCUUCCCACCUGAAGAUGAGCUCAGAAAACAGAUCAGGUGUGAGGAGAAAACUCAGCCCUGGACCUGUCGCUGUAAACGUGAAGCUAAUAUGGAUCCACGAGAGCUUGAAAAACUCAUUUGCAUGAUUGAGAUGACUGAAGAUCCUUCUAUUCAUGAAAUAGCCAAUAAUGCUUUAUAUAACAGUCUCGAUUAUUCAUUUUCCCAUGAAGUCAUUCGUAAUGCAGGUAGAAUAUCAAUUAUUGAAAGCUUACUCAAUAAUCCCUAUCCCAGUGUUAGGCAGAAGGCUUUAAAUGCACUGAAUAACAUCUCAGUGGCUGCUGAAAAUCAUAGGAAGGUGAAAACAUACUUAAACCAAGUAUGUGAAGACACAGUUACCUAUCCCUUGAAUUCAAAUGUGCAGCUGUCUGGACUAAGAUUGAUAAAACAUUUGACUAUUAUUAGUGAAUAUCAGCAUAUGGUUACAAAUUAUAUUUCAGAAUUUCUUCGUUUGUUAACUGUGGGAAGUGGAGAAACUAAAGACCAUAUUUUGGGAAUGCUUUUGAAUUUCUCUAAAAAUCCAUCUAUGACAAAAGACUUACUCAUUGCCAAUGCACCAACAUCACUGAUUAAUAUCUUUAACAAGAAAGAGACAAAAGAGAAUAUUCUUAAAGCUCUUUCACUAUUUGAAAAUAUAAAUUACCAUUUUAAAAGAAGAGCAAAAGUAUUUACCCAGGACAAGUUCAGUAAAAACUCCCUUUAUUUCAUAUUCCAACGACCCAAAGCAUGUGCCAAGAAACUUCGAGUCUUAGCAGCAGAAUACAGUGACCCUGAGGUGAAAGAAAGAGUUGAGCUAUUAUUAAACAAACUCUGAUUAGUUAUAUGUUUCCAAACAAAUCUGAGUAAUGUUUUGGUUUUGCAGCCUGGAGGUAAUGCACAUUGUAAAUUGCAUCAUAACUUCGAAACUGAUGUUACUUAUGAUGGUCUAUAGCUGGAUCACUUUAUGAACACCAAAUGAAUUCAAACUUGUACUGAAAAUAUAUGUGUUGAUUAUUACCUUGUCUGGAUCAAGAUAUUUUUAGUAUGCUUCAUGAGCAGAAACUGACCUGAUUCUUCAUAACUAAGGUAAUUUUUGGUCCUUUGUGUGGACUUAUGUUUAUACAUUUGAGGCUUUAUUUUUUAUGUUAUCAAUAAAGUUGUGUGUUUUA
Messenger RNA from Hyaena hyaena (striped hyena), 7114 nucleotides. RefSeq names its product armadillo repeat containing X-linked 4 (gene ARMCX4). The record is from RefSeq and is a predicted model, not a curated record. Lineage: Eukaryota; Metazoa; Chordata; Mammalia; Carnivora; Hyaenidae. The transcript has 8 exons. The coding region runs from base 1 to 6780 and encodes 2259 amino acids.